Molecule: messenger RNA, 12024 nt
Organism: Xyrichtys novacula (pearly razorfish)
Lineage: Eukaryota; Metazoa; Chordata; Actinopteri; Labriformes; Labridae
Source: the annotation of a GenBank genome assembly
AGAGUCCUCGGUUCUGUCCAAACAGACCGCGAUCACUUAGCAGUCAGUCUGUCGGAGCGCCGAUCGGUGCUAAACUAAUUCAUGUUGUUUUUCUAGCCACCCGUCCCUUUAAACUAGACUAUUUUCUCGAAGAAUGAGCGAUAACGAUGAUAUCGAAGUCGAUAGUGACGUGAGUAUUCCCACUUUUGGCUUUUUAUGGAUGUUAUUCAGCCAGCUGGCGAUUUAGCUGAGCUAGCGUUAGCCUCCAGUAAGCUGGGCUAGUUUUGCUUUUCUGUCUGAUUAUUUCUCGUCGGGUUUCUUGUUAAGAAUAAGAAAAAAUGAAUUUUUAAGCUCUAUGGCAUUGGUUAUCUAUUAAAUUGUACGACUUAUUGAUGACUUCAGCGAAACAGUAAGAUUUGCUGAUAAAUUUUGGCUACAAUUGUACUUUUUGUUCUGUUUCUUUGCAGGAAGACUCACCGAGAUAUCACUCUGUGGUGCGUAAUGCUGGGGGGGUUUGUCCAAUGUCGAAACAUGUUUCACUGCUGCUGCAAAGUUGAUUUAUUCACCACCUACUGCCUAUUUUAGACAUUGCUGUUUUGAACGCUUCGGUAAGGUGUACUGUGGGAGGUUUAUGUAACUCCAAAUGUGUGAAAGUCCUGCUUUCUAUCAUUUUGGGUCAGCUAAAAUUGUGUUUUAAUUUGAUAAAAUGCAAGAUAAAAUAACUAUUUUUUCCCUCAUAUUGGGUGCAUUUCUAAAAUUGCUGCAAUUGUUCCUUAGUUUACGCGCUAGCAGUGCAUUGCAGGGUAUCCCCCAUCCUGUGCGUACGCGGCCAUAGGGAGACGGUGACACGACAUCUAUAUUUAGACCAAAGCUUUAUCCUGCUGCAAAAGCCCUUUUUCUUACAUGGGAAUUAUUUUUUCCGCUGAAUACAAAGCCUUCUGUGCACGGAGGUUGUCGCUUUAGUCCUUUCCCUCGUCGAUUCACCCCACACACCACGGGGAUUCCGCUCGUGAUCGGGUUUUUUUGUGCAAAUUACACAUCUAGGUCAUCCCGGUAAAAGAAGCCAGUUUACAUUGGCACUGCAUUCGUGAUGAUGCAGGGGGAAAAUAAGGUGGAUAAAGAGGCUGUUGCAUGUGUGGAGGAGGUGGAGUGGAGUAGCCGCGCCUGCAUCUCGGGCAAGCCUCCGUGUCAGGAAGGCGUGCUGCGGGAUGUUUUCCUGUGUUGCAGCCAGUGAUUAGAGCCAUCUCCUCUCUACAGGCCACUGAAGGGCUGGCAGCCUCAAUGAAUGACGUAUAGCAAGCUGCAUCGCAUACUGGCCAGAAAAACACCCUGCACAGGACGUGUCUGAUGCACAGGCUGUAUGACAGGACGCCCUACCUCCGUGUAGAUAAACAGGAUUUAGAUGCAGGAAGGGAUUAGAGCGGCAUCAGUGUUACAUUUCAGGAUAUACAUUAGAGAUAACUUGAUUUAAAGAGUUUCUCUGCACAAACACAGCAUGGCUUUGGCACAGUCGUGAGCUCAGAUGCAGAGUCACAUGAGCAGCUCAAACCUGAUUUCAGCUUAUUUAAUGUCAUUACAGAAGCUAUAAGUAUUAAUAUGUCUGUUCCUUUAGCUGUCUGUGCCCCUCAUAGUCAGGCUGUCUCUCAGGUUACAGAUUUAAAAUCUGCAUUUUCACACACAAGGCUAAGGGUUUACAGGAAAUACAUCUGAAUGUGAUUUGCAACAAGGUUGAACUUUUGCAACUGCUGGUGAAGAAACUGCAUAUUCUCACAGUUGCAUUCAAGAAAUUCCACGAUUGGGUUUUCAAAAUUGCACCUUUUCAGGUUGAAGUGUCAGGUUGAAAAGGCUGCUUCAUGCACAGAAGCACAGAAAUUAAAACCUUGAACCUCUAAUGGCGGGAACAUUGUGGCACACGUUGAAUAGGUCUCCAGGCGUAGAUAGCAGGAUAGAAUCAGAAUAUUGUGUCACAAAUUGAGCACGAAAUUAGAUGUGGAGUAUGGAUCCUGAUGAAAAUUUUAUUAUAAAGAGCCAAACAUAGCAGAUCCGGUUGCUCUAACAGUUAAGAUAAAUCUAGUAUUAAAGUUUAAGGAUUUAGCUGGUCAACUGUGAGGUUUAGCUGUUUGUUUUUAAGGUUAAUUGCUUUAGAUGUGACAUUAGAAAUCGUUUUAUUGAGCAGAUAAUUAAAAAUCAUUAAAAUCAGCCAAUGAAAAUGACAGAAAAUAGACUAAUAAAAAACUAUGGCAGACACAGAGUAACAAAUAUACAACAGCAUAAUGUAAGUGCAAUGCUGUAUAAUUAAAAUGUGUUAAAUUUAGUAGGCAGUCGUAAGCAAGUAAAUCUUGAGCAUGGAUUUGAAAUUUGAUGCAGACCUGACAUUUUCUGAAAGUUUAUUCUAGAUAGUUGGAGCAUUGACUGCAUGUUGCUCACUCUUUCUGGUAAAUGUGAAGCUACAGUUGCAGGAUAAUCUACUUUAAACUUUUGAAACUUUCUCUUGAUAAGUGACCUAUCUUAGUAAUAAUAGCCAAUGAUUUUAAAGUGGCUUAAAUUCUUUAGCUCUGCCUCUCAGUCCACCUUUACAGCAGGAAAGAGCCUGCUGUCCAUCGUAUACUUUCUAUACCUCCUAAUCACCUGCUUCAGCCACGGUCUUAUCGCUGUUUCCUCUGUUAUUAGAGCACCAAGGUUUUCCAUCAGCCUGUCAAAAGUGUAGGCUUUCAUGCAGAGAAUGCAAACAGCUAUCGUUAGCCUGGAAGCAGCUAGGAGCUCUGAGAUUACCAGCUCUUCCAGUCGGCACCUGGAGCAGUUAUGUAAUAUGUCAUGGUCAGGUAUGAAUAGAGUUGACUGAGCCGCUCAGCUGGUGUGGCGUCUCAGGCAGCAGGUAUCAGUUUUAUGAUGAACUGAUAAUGGUUGCACUGACGUAAUUGGACACCUGUUUUUUAUGGUGCUUGAUGUGCUCAGCAGCUCAGUCAGUAUGGAACAGGGGUGGUUUUUGAGUGGUUACAUACCACUUUAACCUCACCUCACACAGCCUACAAGCUUAACUUCAUUAACCGGCCCAAAACACAGCUGAACAGUACUGCACUCUGUGUUUGUUUACAUCCAGGUAGUAGAGCAGUAAAGCAAAAAGGCAGGAGCCAUUAAUAGAAAUAUUUUCUUUCUUUAUUGGAUUCUAACAAAUAAACAAAAUUUGAUCUCAUUUACAAAAUAAUUUGAUCCUUUUUUUGGACAUUGAUGUAUAAUCUGUUUAAAAAAAAAUAUUAUGGCCCUCUUUUGUAAAACAGUCCACAUACUGACACAUCUAAUCUGGUGGUCUGUUUAAAUUCCAAAACAGCCCUCACAAAAGCCUCUUGAAUAGUUGUAGUUUGUAGCAUUUCUUGUACAUUAAGAAACCAGUUCUUGGAAAUAAACAAAUAAACCACCUCACAAAAAUAGCAAUGACACGACAAAAUGUCACUGAGUUUAAAAUGAAAAGGAGUAGAGUUGAACUCAGUGGUAGUGAAAAUGCGAGUUUCAUGACUCCAGCUGUUUCAGUUAAGUUUGCUGUAGAGUGAUAUUAAGAAGAAGCGAGUUAUCAGCGUUCAGUAAAAUCAUCCGGGGCUCUUAAUGCCUAUUACUGCUUUAUGACUGUGUAUGGAGUAACUCCAGAGGGUUGAGCUUAAAUACAAUCUUAGAUUUUAAUUAACUCUCAGAGAUUGAUGAUAUUUAGCACCCUGGCUGAUAAAGAAACCAUGUUUGUGAGAGCUUUAAUGAAAACAGGACUUGUUUCUUGCAAAUGUUUGUACUCCCUUAAAAUCCUUUAAUAGUAUUUAUCACCAGAUGUGCUGAAAAAAAGACUGAACACUCAAAAUUUAAGUCUGGAGUUGAUCCUUUCGCCCAAGCUAACAAUAAAAACAGGACAUCGGCCACGUGUGCCAUUCAACCUCUGCCAGACUUGUAAUUGCACAUGCCAUAGAUAGCAGUCAUGUGUUUGUGUACACCAGGGUGAGCUCAGGGAGUGGAGUCCAUCCCUCUGGUGGCUUCACAUACAACAUGAGGAGGCACAUGGUCCUGGUGGAUUUGUGUCUCCAGGAUGGUUUUGUUGUGGCUGUUGAGCAACAGGAGCAGCUGUUGCCAUGCCAGCCAGACUAAUCAUACGACAGGCUUUGUGAGUAAUAAGCAGUGAAUUCUUAAAAAGUGGCUUUUAUUACGGUUCGGGUUCCACGUGGAGGCCUCUGGGGACAUCUUUGUUUCCCUGCAUUAAAUGGCCAACUAUUAGCUUCCAUUUGAUACACAUGUUGAGGGUAUGAGUCACUCUGAACAUCGGACAUACUGAAGGCCUGUCCUGACCUGCUCCGUGUCUCACAUGUGGCCACUUUGGUUUUUUAUUGUGAGUCAGAGGACACCAGAACACACGGCCCCCACCUUGUUUCCUAUCCCCUUGAGGGUGUCCUCGUCUUGACCAGCUCAUCCCGACGUUAGAUUGCUAAUAUUGAGAUCAGGCUUUGCUUUGUUCGGAAGAGCAUGAGAUGAGAUGAUCAGUCCGCUUUUGAUUGGGCGUCAGACUUCAUGUCUCAGCCUGGUGACUCGCUGGAUUAGGACACAGUCAGAUGUGAUUGGAGGCUUGUGAUGGUUUGGCCUAAAAACAGGUUGAACUACAGACAGGGAGCUGAUCUGCUCCGGCUCAGGUCAUGUGACCACAGCAGCCAUCUUGUGCCUUUACAUUAUAAUCAGAAUGUAAAUGCGUCGUUGAAGUCCAGAGUCUUGUAGAUGCUGUUUGCAGCAGAUAUUAGCAUCACAUGACAAUUUAACCUCACUGUAUUGAGGUUUUGUGAUCUGGGUCAUGUUGCACAAGCCUCUGUGUUCAUUAUGGAUGUAUGCAAUGAGCUUUGGUUUAUUAUAUGAAAGGUCUUGUUGUCAAGCUUGGCGAAUCAGAUGCAAAAUAUGGUUAGAUAUUCAAAAACGGCCUGAAAUGAACCUUUAAAUACGGCAAAGUGUGGUGAAGUUGCAGUUUCCAAACAAGAAAAAGCUCAUUUUUACUGCAGGAAACUAAACCCCUCUGCGCUUGGAUCUUCAGUCCUUGCUCUCAAAAGAAAACCUCACGUCCCAUGAGGUCUUUCUUACUGUUUAAGGCCGCCGGUUUAAUCCCCAUCCAGGAUCUGCUGUUGCUGUCCGCCCACCUCUUUCUCCAUCUGAAUGAUUUGAGUUUCUUGACUUUGACCCGGUCGUGGAUUUGAACGGCCACUCCUGAGUGCUCCUGCAGAGAAGGGGGGACAGAAAUGCAGCAGGGGGGUGGUGGUGGUGAGGAGGGCGUGGACACGGGGUCACAUUGGAGGAGGGGGAUGGAAGGCUAAAUGGGCUGAGGAAUGCAGCAACUUGCGGUGAUGACAAUUGAACCUCAAAAAGGUAUUCUAAAGCAGCGUUUGUUGACCUUUUUUACCACGAGGCCGCUGGCGGUUCUUUCGGAUAGCUGAUUAUAGUGCUGACAGUUAAUUUGGCAGGGGUCGCAAAAUUAAUCAGUGAUAACCGGAGUAUUGAUUAGCUGUCCUUAUGUCUGCCAGGGAGCUUAGUUUCUGCUUCUGGCUGAUUUUUUUUUUGCUCUUAAUCCAAGAAAUCUGACAGGUUUUUAUGAGAAAUUCAGUGCACACGGGCCAACAGUUGGGCUGUGAUUAGUUUCUGGCGUGGUGGUAAAUCCGGUAAUAAAUUAGGUAUUUACUACGUCUUAGUCGAUCGCCCCCUUCCCAAUAAAAAAAGACUUAGAACAGGAAAGGUGGCAUGGUUUAUUCCUGUUGGAGAUGCAUUCAUGGACUGGUCUCUCUCUCUUUUUUUAUUUAGAUAAAUCAACAGAGUUAGUCCUGAUUAUAGAGGACUCUGGUGAAAUAUUCAUAGCUCAGACUCAUUUGUUUAAAGAUAUUUAAGUAACAGCCUCCUCUUGAUGAAAAUUUCAUGUGCAUAUUAACCAGUAGUCUGAGUCAGACUGUUCUGCUGCAACCAGAAUCCAUCUGAAUAAAUCUGCAUGAAUCUUUAGCUCUUAAAAUCAAGAUAGAUAUUCAUACAAUUAGGUAUAGAUCGGAGUAUCAGUCAGUAUGCUUAUGAAGUUAAAAACAGUGAUGGGAAUAACGGCGUUGAAAAACACAGCGUUACUAACAGCAUUUUUUUUUUUCAGUAACGUAAUCUAACCAAUAACUAUUUUCAUUGUUGCAACACUGUUACCACCAAUUAAAUGAGGCGUGUUACAAACUACUCAGUGAAGCCGUUGUCCUCCAACUUUGCUCAUCUCAGCCACAAAGAAAGCUGCAAAUAAAUUACUGUAGUUUUUUUUUUUUUUAUGUUUUUUUUCCUUUGGUGAGAGGAGGGGGGUGACCCCACUAGUGAUGAUGAUUGACUACGGCAGAGUAAGAUUUCAUGCUAAGCCAAUCAGAGGCAGUGUUCUGUUUGUACACAAAUCACACACGCAGCAGUAGCCUCACACACUACACAAACUAGCCAAGGGAAGCUGCAGCAAUGGCGACUUUGGAGGGAAAGUUGGCGUUUUAAAGGGGAGGAACAGACACUAUUUUAACCUCCUUGAGGAAACCCCCACCAAUGACGGACUGUCUUUAGAAACCCGCUUCAAAAAAAAAAUCCAAAUUCUUCGACAUAUUAAAACAUUUUACUUUUAGAGUGGAGUAAUUCAGUUACUAACUCAGUGACUUUUUGGGAGAAGUAAUUAGUAACUAUAACCAAUUACUUUUUAAAAGUAACGUACCCCACACAGGUAAAAAAAGACCAUCACUUUUAUGAAUCAAUCAAUAAAAUAGCUUCUUGAAUUUGAAUGAAUAACAAAAGUAAACACUGGCGGUCUGUGUAGUCAGUUAGUCAAGACUGUAGGCGGAAUGUUGUUACACAGUUAAGACUUCAGGCAGAGAGAGGCGGCUGUGUAAGAGCUGAACGAGCGUGUUUUAGAAUAAAUGUAUUUUAUCCGCUAUCAGUUUAAAAAAAAUGGCCGAUGAAAAUUUUGUAAAAAUGCUAAAUAUCGGUGAUAUUAUCGGCCAUGCCGGUUGUUGGUCAACCCUUAGUACCAACUAAUAUCAAGGAGACUUUAACCUAAAGUUCAGUUAGCAAAAGAAGAAGGAGAAAGUGCAGCAGGAGGGUUAGGAGUGUAAAAGACAGCGGGCAUCGUUACAAGGAAGGAAGCUAAGUGGUAAAACUGAGAAAAAUUUUUUUUUUCUUCUUAUGAACUCAAUGACAAAUUCACAGCUGUGCACAAAUGUGUCAAAUUUAGUUUCCAGUGCUUGUUUGUGUGCUUCUUCCCACUCCAUGAAGCUGCCUCAAACAAUUCUCACACUCAGGUCAGUAAAAGGCAGUCUAAUGUUAAGACACGCUUUGAGUAUUUCAGAUUGGACACUGAAGCCACCUGAAACGUGUGUUUGCUGUUAGUCCUGAUGGGAGGACUGUUUACAGGGAGCUUUACACCGCUCGAUGACUGACGCUAUAAAACGUCUAGGAUAAGUAAAUGACAGAGAGCAGGGAGAGGGCAGAAAGUCUGCAGAUACACGUAACACAGACACCUCACAUUUUAUGUGGAUCAUGAGUGAAUGAAGUCACCAAGCCACUUCUCUAUAGGUCAUGACUUUGGGGUUAUUGGGCCUCUUUGUCUGAUGAGAUAGAAACGUAUUUGAAUAUGUAAACAGGUCUUUUUGAAUGAUAACUUUUAUUGUAUGAAAACUGCAGAGAUAGAGUUUGUGUUUUGUCAUAAAGGCAGAGGUAGGACUCGGCGGCAGCAGCAGCAGCAGAGCGGUGUGUGUAGGCCGACCUGGGAUUGUUGGAUGCCCGCUGUCUCCUCUACCCUCACUGCCCUGCUGCCCGGCUCAAGGCCCUGUGACUCUUGUCAUUGCAGGCAGACAAACGGGCACACCACAAUGCGCUGGAGCGCAAACGUAGGGACCACAUCAAAGACAGCUUUCACAGCCUCCGGGACUCGGUACCCGCCCUGCAGGGAGAAAAGGUUGGUAAAGCUCAGCCUGCAGGUCUGCCAGGCACACAAAAGGCUCAUGUAAGAAAUUUUUAUAUUAUGUUGUAUGUUUGAUAAAGGUGAAGUAUGAUGUUUUCAAGUUUUACUGCACAGAUAAGCUAAUUGAAAGACUUGUAGCUGCAGAUGUGUUGUCCUUGUUUUUGUUAGAGGAGGGUCACAGUGUUAGGGCCUGGGAGGAGGGCAGACGGAGAAGGACUGGCAGCAGCAAACAGCCGUGCAGUCUAAAUACUUGGAAGAGCCUCAGGAAGUUAUUAUGUGGAAAUUGAAUUGCACUCUUCCUGUUUUGACAUCCAUGACAUCGAGAAUGUUUGGAGCUGCUUCAGUAACUGGGGCAGGCGGCGUUUCAUUUUUCUAUAAAAGACCUUUUCUGACUGACGCAGCAUGAAGGGCGGGCAGAUGAAAUGAUGAGAGUGACGGCUUGAUGCUGAUGCUGAAGUGUGUGGUUACAUCCUCUGUUUUUUUCCCAGGACUGUACUGCUAAUAAAGGUUAGUUUUAAGACCGGACUGCGGUAUUUCUCUCUUAUGAGAGGAAAUUGAGAAGAAAAUGAGGAGGAUAUUAAAUAUGGGUGCCAAAAAGGAGACCAAAACAAGUCUGCAGGAUCAUGUCUACAAACUGUGUCAAACUUAUUUAGACUAAAAACUAACUUGAAAGUGAGUUAUUGACUUAAGUUCCUAGGUUUCAUGUCUUAUUUUGUAGUUUACACAGCAGAUAGGAACUUAAACCCUAAAUAACACUCAUUUUAUACAAAAGCAAAUUCUAAGAGUUGGUCUGUUUUUGCUCCUUUUCAUCAGCUUGUCCCUAAAAACUCCCUCUGCUUGUUUUCUUGGUUUAAGUUUUUUGUGCCUUGCAUUUGAAUGAACUAAAUAUCUCUGAGCUUGUUUCCUUUGAUUUGCACUGACUGUGUGUAAACAUGGACGCCACACCUCAUAUUCUCACACUGUAAAAACAAAGUUAAGCCAAAAUAUCACUAUAACAUGCAGAGAUAACUCAUAUUUGUGAAGUCAAGGUACGCACGGGAGCAGUCUGGCUGAUGGAGCCACAGCACCAAGGUCACACCCUUUAUGCCAACUGAAGCCCAUGAGUCAGAUGACAAAGAUCCCUCAGAUGUGUGCAGCUCAGAGCUGAAAUCUUUAGUCUGUUGAUUCAGAUCAGACACUCAUGUAGGGCUGGGGGACAUGUCAAUCAAGUUGAUCAGCUUUGUGGUUUUGUUGGAUUUACAAAUGCAAAUCAAGAUUUUGCAGAGACAAACAUACAAACAGCAGCAUGACUGUUAGUGUGAGUGAAGGGUUCACUUCCUCAAAAGGCUCAGUCUUAUUAGUUGUUUUAAACCACAGUGGUACCAUUCAUGUCUUUGUUAGUCUUAGUUUUAUUCUAAGGAGAAAAAGAAAAACAGGGAAAAAAAUGCUACUCAAGGUUGUGUAAAGUAAAAUUGUCUCCUUUUGACCUGCUGAUCUAGUUGAAAACGCCACCUCUCAUCUGCUACAAUAUAGCAGGUGGACUUCAAGACCUAUUCUGCACCCAGCCACUAGGGAAGCUCUAAAGAUUUUGGCUUCACUUUGAGGGAACUCAUGAGCCGUCCAUGUUUUCAUCAAGUUUGUGGUUUUCAGAGCCAAAAAGCAACUAGAGAGUGUGCACGAGAAAACUGUGAUCAUAGACCAAACAUAGAUGAUGACUUAAAGGUUAACACAGGGGGAGGUCCAUGUUUUGGCUUCUAUAUCGAGGUUUUAGGAUUGAAGUAAAUCUCACUCAUGCUGCUCUUCAGUCAGAGGAUGGUCAUGGACACAGGAGGGAAAAUAAACUCCUGUCGUCUUUAAUCAGCUGCUCGCUAACUGUCUGCAGCAGUCCUGUUUGCUGUCAUCAAAGCGACACAGUGACUGUAGUGUGUUGGGGUCGUGACCUGGGCUCUGAAUGUCAGACUAGAGAGCUGGAGGAUUUUCAGAGGUUAAGAGGGAGCCAAGCUGUGCACCAGCACUCACUGUUGUCCCAGAUUUCCCUGAUAGUGUCAGUGCAGUUGUUUUAGCGUGUUAUCCUCCAGGCCUGUAUCUGUUGCAUCAUACUUAAGCACUGCAGUUUUUUUAUAUAUAUGUAUAUGUGUGUGUGCGUGUGUGUGUGUAUUAAAAUGUGAUAAAGACUGUAUACUGGCGUCAUUGCUUCAAUUUUUGCAUGUGUCACUAACAGCAGUCUACCAAACAGGCGUCUCGAGCUCAAAUCCUAGACAAAGCCACAGAGUACAUCCAGUACAUGAGACGAAAAAACCACACACACCAGCAGGACAUCGACGACCUGAAGAGGCAGAACGCUCUGCUCGAGCAACAAGGUAAACGCGGCGUCUGUUUCAGCCUACAAGAAUGUUUAUUUGGGUUUUCACUGCUAAACUGCUUCCCUGUCUUCCCAUGUCUUGUGUGUCUUCAGUCCGCGCUCUGGAAAAGGUUAAAGGCUCUGCUCAGCUCCAGGCCAACUACUCCUCGUCCGACAGCAGCCUCUACACAAACCCCAAAGGCAGCGCCGUGUCUGCGUUCGACGGCGGCUCCGACUCCAGCUCCGAGUCGGAGGCCGAGGAGCCGCCUAACAGGAAGAAGCUGCGCGUGGAGGCCAGCUAGAGAGCGGGGCCCUUUAAAAACCCUGGCCAAGGUCGAGGGGGCGGGGCAUUAGGGAGGGGUGAGAGGGAACAGCCUCCACAGCUUCCCAGGCUGAUCGAAAACCCCCUCCCUGCUUGCCAUCCACAUCCUCUUCAUCCUCCUCCUCCUCCUCCAUCACCUCUCUCUCUGCCAUCUCUGAGUGGGCUCGCACUGGAGACUCAUAACCCCUCAAACCUCCUCUCACCUCUGCCCUUACUUGAUCUCCAAAAACCAGGCAGGAGGAUGUCAGCCGGGUGGAAGAAGACUUCAGGUCCUGUAGAGAGCUUCAGGUUUUUCUCCUCUCCUCGCCCUUUUUCUGAUCUCUUGUUUUGUCCAUCAGCGGCAACGUCAACAAUCCAAAACCCAAAAAGAGGCAGCUUGGCUACUUAAGGACUGGAUGCUUUUUUUGUACCCUCCUUCCCCCCCAUUUCCUCCUUCUCCUCCUCCUCGCCCUCCUUUGGUUGUUUUUUGGGGGAGAAAGGGCGCUUCAGGCCUACUCCUCCAAGCACUGCUAUAUUAUAUAUUUUUGUUUAAUCUUUUGUUAUUCUUGAUGAGAACCUGUUUAGAUUUUACACACACACACAGACACACACGCUCACACACACAGAGACACACACACCUAGAAACAUGGUCCAGGAGAAGUUUACCUUUUUAAAAUGAAAAGAAAAAAAAAACAUUUCUAGCUUACUUUUUUUCCACUCAAGAAUGUGAAGACGCUUUGAAGCAAAUGUUUAGUGAUACCCACCUCAGGCCCACUGGAUCGCAGAUGUUUUUCUGCCUGGCACGUUUGUGAAACACAAAGUGAAUUAAAACAAAAAAAAAGAAAAGAAAACUUGCCUCCUUUGUUGAAAAUUGAUGGUUUGAAGGAGAAUAUUCCUAAACUCGUAUCGUAUUUCGUCCGUUAGCUUGAAGUAGUGAAUGACUUUAGGUGGCUGAAUACGUUAGGCAUCUCGUUUUAUAUAUAUGAUUAAAAAGAAAAAAAGAUUUGAUUGGAUGUUUUCAAGUUCUAAAAGUAUGUUAUGCAUUUUGUAGUAAUCUCACAAGUAUCAUGGAGAAAUGCCAAUUUGUCACAUGUAGAUUUCCUUAAGGGUUUGAACUAGGUAUUGAAUGUCAAAGGUAGCUCCCGUCUUUUGCAGUACAAGAAGGCGAAACGGGUCCCUGUUCAUGUGUUGUGUUUUACACAGUGAAAAUCAAUGUUGCUGAAUCCCCCGAGGAAAAAAAGGAAGCGAUUAGCUCGUCUAGGAAACGUGUGUGUAUGUAUAUGGUUUCCAUUUUAUUUCCAUUUAGGAGGAUAUAAUUAGUGUACUAGGUCUUUGUUUGUCCGAUUCCAUUCCAUGGAAAUUACAAGUAUGUUGUACAUACUGCCAACAAUUGUCUUGCAAGUUGAGGCCUACCUUUACUAUGAGACUAUAAAAUAAACUAUUUUAUCCUUUAACCUG